Melopsittacus undulatus (budgerigar) is the source of this 3226-nucleotide messenger RNA. It is a transcript of the gene SEZ6L, whose product is annotated as seizure related 6 homolog like. The transcript has 17 exons. The record is from RefSeq and is a predicted model, not a curated record. Lineage: Eukaryota; Metazoa; Chordata; Aves; Psittaciformes; Psittaculidae. Gene Ontology annotation, biological process: regulation of protein kinase C signaling; synapse maturation. Gene Ontology annotation, cellular component: neuronal cell body; endoplasmic reticulum. The annotation marks the transcript as partial.
ACAGGCCAAGGGGAUGCAGACAGCGGCUCGGGAGCAGCGCUGGUCCCUGCCAGCCCAGACCCUCUCGCCGCGGAUGAGCUGGUGGAGAAGAAAGCCCAUGGAGCCGGGGAGCUGGGACACGGCACGGGUUCAGUCGGAGCCAGGGAGCUGGGACACGGCACUGCCCUCAACCUGCUGCCGGCCACGGAGGAGGGCACCGAGCCGGCAGCGGAGGAGCAGGCGCCGCUGGUGCAGAGCCGAGCGCUGCCAGCCCCGAGCCCGGCCCCGGAUGCUGCUGUGAAACAGACGUUCCCGGUUAAGAAAAAGCCGCCUACUCCGAAGCAUCCAAAUGCAGCGAGGAAGCACCCGAGGCCCAAGGCUGCCCCGCCGGGGUCCCCCAGGGCUGCCUCCCCAGCCAGCCCCAUGGGCCCCGGGCUCCCCACUGCCUCCCAGGAGCCGCGGGCAGCAGCCGGUGUGGGGGACACGGAGCAGAGCCCCACUGAGCUGCCCUGGGGGGGCCGGGCCACCACCAGCCGCCCUGUGCUGCAGAUCUCCCCAUCCACCCUGCCACCGACAGCAGCGUGGCACCUCACUGACAGCACCAGUGAUGCUGGCAGCGCUCCCACCGUGGCUCCCACCGGGGAUGCCGGUAACCAGACCAACAGCGCAGAGACAGAGGUGCACACGGCAGAAGAGAGCCAAGAAACCACCACAUCCACCAUCAUCACCACCACUGUCAUCACCACUGAGCCCACUCCGGUCCUCUGCAGCAUGAGCUUCCAUGACCCCGAGGGCUACAUCGACUCCACAGACUACCCACCGCUGCCCCAGCACAGCUACCUGGAGUGCACCUACAACGUCACCGUCUACACAGGCUACGGCGUCGAGCUGCAGGUGAAGAGUGUGAACCUGUCCGACGGGGAAGUGCUCUCCAUCCGCGGCGUGGACGGCGAUGCCCUCGUGGUCCUGGCCAACCAGACACUGCUGGUGGAGGGCCAGGUGAUCCGCAGCCCCACCAACACCAUCUCCGUCUACUUCCGCACCUUCCAGGAUGAGGUGGUGGGGACCUUCCAGCUCCACUACCAGGUGUUUAUGCUGAGCUGCAACUUCCCACGGAGGCCUGACUUCGGAGACGUCACCGUGAUGGAUCUGCACUCGGGAGGAGUUGCUCAUUUCCACUGCCACCUGGGCUAUGAGCUGCAGGGUCCCAGGGUGCUGACGUGCAUCAACGCGUCGAGGCCGCACUGGAGCAGCCCGGAGCCCAUCUGCUCAGCGCCCUGCGGUGGGACAGUCCGAAACGCCACCAUCGGCCGCGUCCUCUCGCCCAGCUACACUGGGAACCAGUCAAGCAGCAUGUACUGCGUGUGGGCCAUCGGGGCCCCCCCGGGCCAGAAGCUGCACCUCCACUUUGAGAAGCUCCUGCUGACAGAGAGGGACAGGAUGGUGGUGUACAGCGGGGACACAAACCAGUCCGCGGUCCUCUAUGACUCACUGCGUGCUGACAGUGUGCCCUUCGAGGGGGUGAUCAGCGACGGCUCCUCCAUCAGGAUCGACUUCCUGGCCGAGGAGCCCGCAGCCGCCACGGCUUUCAACAUACGCUUUGAAGCCUUCGAGCGGGGUCACUGCUACGAGCCCUACAUCCAGAAUGGGAACUUCACCACCUCGGACCCUACCUACAAUCUGGGCACCACAGUGGAGUUCACGUGUGACCCUGGGCACUCCCUGGAGCAGGGUCCUGCCGUCAUCGAGUGCGUCAACAUGAGGGACCCAUACUGGAACGACACGGAGCCGCUGUGCCGAGCCACGUGCGGGGGGGAGCUGACUGCUGUGGCCGGCGUGAUCCUGUCCCCAAACUGGCCGGAGCCCUAUGCAGAGGGGGAGGACUGCGUCUGGAGGGUCCACGUUGGUGAGGAGAAGAGGCUGUUCCUGGACAUCCAGCUCCUGAACCUCACCAACAGCGACAUCCUCACGGUUUACGACGGGGACGAGCUCACCUCCCGCAUCCUGGGCCAGUUCGUGGGCAGCAGCGGUCCGCAGAAGCUCUACUCCUCCAGCCCCGACCUCACCAUCCAGUUCCACUCGGACCCGGCCGGGCUUGUCUUCGGGAAGGGGCAAGGAUUCAUCAUGAACUACAUCGAGGUGUCCCGCAAUGACUCCUGCUCCGACCUGCCCGAGAUCCAGAACGGCUGGAAAACCACAUCACACACGGAGCUGGUGAGAGGGGCCAAGAUCACCUACCAGUGCGACCCGGGCUACGACAUCGUGGGCAGCGACACCCUCACCUGCCAGUGGGACCUCAGCUGGAGCAGCGACCCCCCCUUCUGCGAGAAGAUCAUGUACUGCACGGACCCGGGGGAGGUGGAGCACUCGACCCGGCUCAUCUCCGACCCGGUGCUGCUGGUGGGGACCACCAUCCAGUACACCUGCAACCCUGGCUUCGUGCUGGAGGGCAGCUCCCUGCUGACCUGCUACAGCCGCGAGACCGGGACACCCAUCUGGACCUCGCGGCUCCCACACUGUGUCUCCGAGGAGUCGCUGGCCUGCGAUAACCCAGGACUGCCAGAAAACGGCUACCAAAUACUUUAUAAGCGCCUCUACUUGCCGGGAGAGUCCCUGACCUUCAUGUGCUACGAGGGCUUUGAACUCAUGGGGGAGGUGACCAUCAAAUGCAUCCUGGGGCAGCCGUCCCACUGGAGUGGACCCCUGCCCAUCUGCAAAGUGAAUCAAGACAGCUUUGAACACGCUCUGGAAGUAGCAGAAGCUGCUGCAGAGACGUCGCUGGAGGGAGGAAACAUGGCCUUAGCCAUAUUCAUCCCGGUGCUGAUCAUCUCCUUGCUGCUGGGAGGAGCCUAUGUCUAUCUCACAAGGUGUCGGUACUACUCCAGCCUCCGCCUGCCCCUCAUGUACUCCCACCCCUACAGCCAGAUCACGGUAGAAACGGAGUUCGACAACCCCAUCUAUGAGACAGGGGAAACAAGAGAAUACGAAGUUUCAAUAUAAGGACAGUGGUAAGAGAGUCUCUGGCUGCGAACUUACUGUGCUCUCAUAGACCUUCCUCAGUAACUAAUCCAGAGCCCACGUGGAGUUUGGUUGGACCCCUGGACCUGCUGUUGUCUUUCCUUUUGCCUCUUUCUGGAAGAUUUUACUGUUUUCUUCACUGUAUUUAUUCUAUUUAAGCUGGGGUAGGUGUGCUGCGAGCCUGGGUGCAGGCAGCAGCGGGGCAGGGCUGGGUCCAGCGAGGCCAGAG